AUCCCUUAGAAUCCACAAACAAUCGAAACUAAACGAAUGAAUAAGAUUCACAAUCACAAUGUCAUGUACACUAAUAAACUUCAAAAUAACAUGUGGCCCCACCUCAGAAACCAGAGGAAAUGCGAGUGUUCGAAAGCAAGUUCUGGAAAAACUCGACAAUGAAUUAGCCAAAGGCGAUGAAAGAGCCGCUCUUUCUCUUGUCAAGCAGUCCCUUACCCAACCUGGUGCCCUCCGUUGCUUCGGCGCUGCUCGCCAGGUGCCUCAGAGACUCUAUACUUUGGAUGAAUUGAAGCUGAAUGGAAUUGAAGCUGCUUCUCUCUUAUCACCUGUGGAUACGACUCUUGGUUCAAUUGAAAGGAACCUGCAGAUUGCUGCUGUUUUAGGUGGUGUUGCUGCUUGGAACGCCUUUGAACUUAACCCCCAGCAACUCUUUUACAUCUCUUUGGGAUUGUUAUUCUUCUGGACAUUGGACUUGAUUUCUUUUGGUGGAGGAAUUGCCGGUUUGGCUCUUGAUACAAUUGGUCAUACCAUCAGUCAAAAGUACCACAACCGGGUUAUUCAACAUGAAGCUGGGCACUUUUUAAUUGCCUAUUUGCUUGGCAUCCUUCCAAAGAGUUAUACUCUUUCGAGUUUAGAAGCUUUGAGCAAAGAAGGGUCUCUCAAUGUUCAAGCAGGAACAAAUUUUGUUGACUUUGAGUUCGUCGAAGAAACCAACGCAGGGAAAAUGUCAUCUACGAUGCUGAACAGAUUCUCAUGUAUAGCAUUGGCUGGUGUAGCAACAGAGUACUUAUUAUACGGAUAUGCUGAAGGAGGUUUAGCUGAUAUUAACAAGUUGGAUGGCUUGCUCAAGAGCUUGGGGUUCACACAGAAGAAAGCGGAUUCACAGUUGAGGUGGGCAGUCUUGAAUACUAUCCUUCUCUUACGCCGCCAUGAAGAAGCUCGAGCAAAACUUGCUGAUGCCAUGUCUAAGGGGAUGUCUGUUGGCUCUUGCAUCAAUGUUAUCGAGGAAGCUGUUGAUGAUGAAGACUUGGCCCAAAAUCAGUGACUUUGUGCGUACUUUGUGGCUCUAAGAUUUGGCAUACACUUGGAAAUUGCGGGUUGCAUGCAGUUACAUUAGCAUUCUUCAUGCCCAGCAAAUUCUUUCCUGUGAAUUGUAAUGGUAUUUUCAUUAAAACUUAUCAUAUGAUAUAUUUUCCUCUCUAACAUAUAAAAAGAAAAUUGUUGUCAUCAAAAAGCAUACACACUUUCUUCAUUUUCUCUUCCCCUCAUCAUUGAUGAAUCAAUCUUAUUUGGUAGUUAGUUCAUGUUUCAUCACUUACUCUCCUAAAUACAUGAUAGAGCUCUUGCCAUGUCUCUCAUUUUAUAUAUUCAUAUUUCCCAUUG
Messenger RNA from Chenopodium quinoa (quinoa), 1383 nucleotides. RefSeq lists its product as uncharacterized. The transcript has 7 exons. Lineage: Eukaryota; Viridiplantae; Streptophyta; Magnoliopsida; Caryophyllales; Amaranthaceae. Gene Ontology annotation, molecular function: ATP-dependent peptidase activity; ATP binding; metalloendopeptidase activity. The record is from RefSeq and is a predicted model, not a curated record. Gene Ontology annotation, biological process: proteolysis. The coding region runs from base 59 to 1045 and encodes 328 amino acids.